Diutina rugosa is the source of this 675-nucleotide messenger RNA. RefSeq lists its product as uncharacterized. The record is from RefSeq and is a predicted model, not a curated record. NCBI's taxonomy places the organism in Eukaryota, Fungi, Ascomycota, Pichiomycetes, Serinales, Debaryomycetaceae. The coding region runs from base 1 to 675 and encodes 224 amino acids. The transcript has a single exon.
AUGAAGUUUUCCCAAUAUCUUGUGCCUCUUCUCAAUGCCUUUUACGAUGGCUACCCUCAAAAGCGUGAAGCUGAUGGCAGAUCUACCGUCUACCAGACGUUAGAGCCGAUCACUACUACUAUCAAGGGUGUUACUAAGACAGUUCAAUUCACUCUGACCCAUGUGCUUGACUCCACUCCUACUGCUGCUGCUCCUGAACCUGCUACCAUCACCGUGUUCACCCCUCCUGCUGCCGCUACUGACAACAACGAUAACAACAACGCUGGCGAUAACAAUAACAACAACAACAACAACAACUCUGGUGACUUCGGUGUGCAAGUAGACAACAGUGGCGACUCACCCUUGCAAGGCCAAAACAUCAAGAAGGUUGACGCCCACCCUCAAGUGUUUCUGGUUGGUGGCAACGAUGGUUCCGACUUGAGAUUGAAGCUCAAUGGUGAUGGUUCUUUAGUCGACCAAGUUGGUCGUGGUGUGUUCAUUGGUACUAAUGGUGAUUUCGGUAACGUGUCGCCUUGGGGUAGUGUCCCUGGUACCACCGGUUUCUCGAUCCAAGACGGUAAGUUAGCCUACCAAAACAAUAAGGACUUUUACGCUUGUCCCUCUGGCGAAAACCAAUAUUCGCUCGCCGUUAGCGGCUGGAAUGGUUGCACUACCAUCCAAUUGAAGGUGUUCUAA